CCUCCCCCUCAGACCGAGGAGGAAGAGGAAGGAGGCGGAGGCGGUCGUGGUCGUGGAGUGAGGGGGGGAUUUGUAUACCGUCGGUCCUUCCCGUGUGGUUGUUCCCGACCAUGGCGAUGGACACCAGCGGCAAGGAGAAGGAGGCGCUGCAGCUCCUCGCCGAAGCCGAUAAGAAAGUCCGAGGCUCCCACGGUUUUUUCUCGGGGCUNNGUAGUGGUGGAUCGUCCAGGGUUGAAGAAGCAUGUGACAUAUACGCAAGAGCGGCCAAUAUGUUUAAAAUGGCCAAAAACUGGAGUGCUGCUGGCAAUGCCUUCUGCCAGGCUGCUCAGCUGCACCUCCAGCUACAGAACAAGCACGACGCUGCCAUGAGCUUUGUGGAUGCGGGGAAUGCCUUCAAGAAGGCCGAUCCUCAAGAGGCUAUUAACUGUCUCCUUAGAGCUAUUGAGAUCUAUACAGACAUGGGUCGUUUUACUAUUGCAGCCAAGCACCACAUAACAAUAGCAGAGAUUUAUGAGUCGGAGCUGGUGGACAUCGAAAAGGCAAUAGCCCAUUAUGAACAAGCAGCAGAUUAUUAUAAAGGCGAAGAAUCGAACAGCUCGGCUAACAAGUGCUUGUUGAAAGUGGCCACCUACGCAGCUCAGCUAGAGCAGUACCAGAAGGCGAUUGAGAUUUAUGAGCAGGUAGGCACCAGCGCCAUGGACAGCCCCCUGCUGAAGUACAGUGCGAAGGAAUACUUCUUCAAGGCCGCGCUUUGCCACUUCUGCAUCGACAUGCUCAAUGCCAAGUUGGCUGUACAGAAAUAUGAAGAAAUGUUUCCGGCUUUUUCAGACUCCAGAGAAUGCAAACUGGUUAAAAAAUUGUUGGAUGCUCACGAAGAACAGAACAUUGACAGCUACACCGAAUCAGUGAAGGAAUACGACUCCAUCUCUCGCCUGGACCAGUGGCUCACCACCAUGCUCCUGCGCAUCAAGAAGACCAUACAGGGGGAAGAGGAGGACCUGCGCUAAGCGCCCAACGCACUGACCCCUCUUGCCGCUCAUCUGCAGAUCGUUGCACGGAUCGGCUCAGGGGGAGGAGGGGGCCUUGGCACCAAGCGACUGGACUCGAAUUGGCAAAUGGUUUAUUACCGACACCCUUUCUCAUCCACCCGUUCCCUGCCACCAUCUCGUGCUGCCGAAAACAGGGCUGGGCAGUGUCACUUCCGGACUAACUCCGCUUGGAGACAGAUGAAGGCUUUAAUUCGAAGUUCUCCUCCCUUUUUC
Pogona vitticeps (central bearded dragon) is the source of this 1262-nucleotide messenger RNA. Lineage: Eukaryota; Metazoa; Chordata; Lepidosauria; Squamata; Agamidae. The record is from RefSeq and is a predicted model, not a curated record.